Molecule: messenger RNA, 3271 nt
Organism: Drosophila albomicans
Lineage: Eukaryota; Metazoa; Arthropoda; Insecta; Diptera; Drosophilidae
Product: mitogen-activated protein kinase kinase kinase 7-like
Exons: 14
Coding region: 1506-3227 (573 amino acids)
Biological process (GO): protein phosphorylation; positive regulation of canonical NF-kappaB signal transduction; JNK cascade
Molecular function (GO): magnesium ion binding; ATP binding; MAP kinase kinase kinase activity
Source: RefSeq, a predicted model, not a curated record
CACCUUGACUCAUAACAUUAAUAUGAAAUGUCAAUGCCGAAGCAAAAAUGUCGAGAUAUGAAAGUGGAUAGAUAAGAAGGUUCAACAGUAAAGCCAACUAAAAGUGAACGCUAAAUCAAAUAAAAAUAUAAAGAUUAAUAAUUUUCACUAAGCAAAUGACUAUGCACUUCUUGAAAAACAUAAUUACAUCUUUGUUAUUCAAUAAAUUUAAUUUAAAAAGGGUAUUCUCAUAUUCACAAAUUUUAAAAAUAAUAAUUAAACCAAAAUAAUUUUUGCCUAAAAGUAUGCAACAGCGGAUUAAAUUAAUAGCUAUAGAAACAUCGUUUAAAACGUAAUUAUGAGAAUAAAUUAUCGGUAUUUUCUUAUCAGCGUAAAGAGCGCAUCAUCAAAUAUUGUUGCAUUCAUUGUGUCAGUCAACGUCAACAAUGGACAACAUUGAUUUUAAUGUGAGCUACGAGAAUCUUCACUUAGGUGAUUUUAUUGAUUUUGGUAGCUUUGGUGAUGUUUACAAAGCACAUUGGAUAACUGAGAGCAGAGACAUUGUUAUUAAAAUUAUUAAAAGCAAUGAAAGUGAUAUUUUAAGGGAGAUUCGAAACUUAAAAGUUCUUAAACACCAAAAUAUUGUCACUUUCUAUGGAUUAGCAAAAAAUCUUGACGAUCGAAUAUGCAUGAUUUUUGAAUACGCAAAUUGUGGAUCACUUUACAACUUCUUGCAUAACAAUAAGAAUAUUGAAAUAUCAUUCGACGUCAAGCUGAAUUGGAUGUUGCAGAUUGCCAAGGGAAUGGAGUAUUUACAUAGCAAAAAAAAAUUCCAUCGAGAUCUUAAGUCUCGAAACAUUUUGCUCUUUGACAAAUACCGUACCAUAAAAAUAUGCGAUUUUGGUACAGUGAAAGAUCUUGAAACGAUUAAUACGGAAUCCAUUGGAACAUAUGUUUAUAUGGCUCCAGAAAUUUCUACGGGAGGAGGAUGUUACACGGAAAAGUGUGAUGUUUUUAGCUUUGGCAUUGUUUUGUGGGAAGUAAUGUCUGGGAUAAAGCCCUUUCAUAACUAUUUAUUAAUGGAUGCGAUAGCUAUCCAAAUAAGAAUUAUUAAUGGUGAACGUCCGAACAUUAAUGACAUUAAGAGCUAUAAACACUCCACUCACAUUAAGCUCAUGAUAGAAGAGUGCUGGAAAGACGAUCCAUCUCAGCGACCGACAAUGAAAGUACUGGCAUUUUUCCUUGGCUUUGAUCCCUAUUCGUUUGUCUGUGUUCCUAACUUAAUGUCAGCGGCUAAACCGUUGCAGGACAUAUGUGAAGAAGAUUUUCGAUUUCUAAAACAGGAUGGCGACAUAUUAACAUCUAAUAUUGAAUAGUACUAAUUGAACAAUAUACAAACAUAAAAAAACAAAUUACAACUUCAUUGCCAGAUAUCGAUAAGAAUUUCUUAUCAUUGUGAUAAGCAAUUCGUCAACAAACCGUCAAAAAUUGAUUAAAAACUUUUAGUCAGCUUGUGUUAGUCAACUAUGGACAACGUGAGUAACAUAAAAUUGGGAAAAAGGAUUGGAUGCGGCAGCUAUGGAGUGGUUCACAAAGCAAUUUGGCAAGCUAAUGACCAACUAAAGAAAAUUGCAGUCAAAAUAAUUCAAGAAAACAAUGAAGAUUCCGAAACAGAAAUUAUUAAUAAGAAGAAGAAUAUUUUGAACGAAAUUCGGAAUCUACAACAGUUUAAUCAUAGGAACAUUGUCACACUGUAUGGAGCCGCAAAAGAUCCUGACAAUACCAUUUACAUGAUUUUCGAGUUGGCAGAUUGUGGAUCACUCUACAAUUUUUUGCAUUGCUCAGCUAACGACGUUAGCUACGUUGACAAGAUAAACUGGAUGGCGCAAUGUGCCAAGGGAAUUGAUUAUUUACAUAGUAAUAAUACAAUACACCGGGAUCUGAAAACUCAAAACUUGUUGCUUUUCGAUAAAUAUCGAAGAUUAAAAAUAGGGGAUUUUGGGACAGUGAAACAACUUACUACGAUUAAUACGGAAUUUAUUGGAACUAUUCGUUACAUGGCCCCAGAACUUGUUAUAGCAAAUGGGAAAUACACGGAAAAGUGCGACGUUUUUAGCUUUGGGAUUAUAUUUUGGGAAGUCAUGUCAAGGAAGAAGCCUUUCGAGGACUUAAAGGACAUGCAUCCAUUGGCAAUUCAAAAAAAAAUUUUAGAAGGUCUUCGUCCAAAUAUAAAUGAUGCGAUAACUUAUGAAGGUUCGGAUUGCUUUAAACGAACUAUCGAAGAGUGCUGGGCAGAAGAUCCUGGAAUUAGGCCCAGUAUAAAAGAACUGAUUGGCGUUUUCAAAAUUAAUCGUAUAGUUUACUGUAAUGUAAACUACGAUGACAUAGAGUUAGGAAAAAUGGUUGCCAGCGGUAAAUAUAACGAAGUCUACAAAGCAACUUGGUAUACCGAAGGCCAAUACAAAGAUGUUGCCGCGCACAUUAAUAGAAGUUGCAUUCCGGAUUUCAAAUAUGAACAAAGUACCCUCAGCAUAAUCUACUAUCUAAAGAACUUAAAGCAUGAGAAUAUUGCAACAUUAUAUGACGUCUCAAAAACGCACGACAACAGAAUUUGCUUGCUUUUUGAGCUUGCAGACUGUGGAUCACUUUAUAAUUGUUUACAUCAUACGGAAAUCAAAAUUUCUUAUAUUGUAAAGCUAAAUUGGAUGCUUCAAUUUGUCAAGGGUAUGGAACAUCUGCUUAGUAUAGGAAUAAGUCACCGAGACCUGAAAUCAAAGAACUUGAUGCUUUUCGAUGAAUAUCGUACAUUGAAAAUCGGUGAAUUUAUUGCAGUGAAGCCACUUCAUUUAAGUGAUACGUUUAUUGGCCCAGUUCAUUAUACGGCUCCAGAAGUUUAUGAAACACAUGAGCAUACGGAAAAAAGUGAUGUUUUUAGCUUCGGAAUUAUUUUCUGGGAAGUAAUGUGUAGAAGGAAACCCUUCCAUGACAUCAAUCCAUCAGAUAUCUCUAAAUUUAUAAUUAGUGGUGGUCGACCUAACGUGGAUGCCUUACCUAUUUAUGAGGAUUCGGAUCACAUCAAAUACAUAAUUAAUAAGUGCUUCGCGAGAUAUCCAGAAAAUCGCCCUACGAUUAAUAAAUUGUCUGUUCAGCUCCACUUUGAUCCCAAAGUCUUUACCAUAUUUCCUGAUCUAGUGAACCGUAUUGAACCAUUGGCAAAUAUUUGCGAUGCAGAUUUUAGUUUGCAAUAAACAAAAAGCCUUAAUUAUAGUAAACAUAUAUGUAUAAAAGUGUU